CUAUAAUCAGAUCUCAACUGCUCACUCAGCCCACUCAAAUUUUUCAUCGUCUUCUUCGCGAGAACCUUCUGAUAGAAUUCUCAAGAACCCUAAUUUCUUCAGAUCUUCUCACUCAAAUUUCUGAGAAAAUGAAGAUUGUUGGCACUAAUGUCCAUUUCCAGAAGUUGGAAGCGAAGUGCUCUUCACCAACGUUCUAUCAAUCCUAUCUGGAGAUGAUUGCUGCUCAAGAGCUCUCCGAAUUCCUUCAUAUGGAGAUUCGAUUCAAGUAUGAGAACGAAGUUCUUGAAUUCUACAAGAAUGGAAAGAAGAAAUUGGGAGAAAAGCUUCACCUUCCCAAUUCUGGAGUUGAAAUUGGGAGACUUCCAGCCAAGAAUCUGGAUUGGAAUAUUAUUGGAAUUUCUGGGCAAGUUCCUUCUGGCCCAGCGAAGAAAGAUGAUCUGAACAACGACUACAAGCUAGUCCUUGAACUGGUCAUUGCAUGCCUCGAGUGUGGAAGUGGAGGACAUGCUGAUGACAUCACCCAAGAGAGGGCCUUCAUCAUCAAUGCCCUCAUUACCAAGUCUAAGUCCAUGGGUUCUGCUUCUGAAGGAAAGAAGUAUGAAGCCAGAUAUUGGCUAUACUACCUGUCUUCCAAAGGGGAAAACAGAGCUGGUGCUAGCACAACUGCAGAGGAUGAAGCCUCUUCAGACAAUAUUCCCAUCAUAAGUCUGAAGAAAAUAGCCAAGAGGAAACAUGUGGUGUCUCCCUCUCCUAGUGUUGAAGCACCACAGAAUCUUGCUCUGGUCAAUAUGGAAGAAGAAGAAGAAGUUACUGCCCAAGAAGAACCUCAAAGGAAGAAGAAGAGAAAAAUCACCUCUCCCUCAACUUCUGGAAAUGUCAACCCGGAUGAGUUGAAGGAGAAGGAACCAGUUGAGAAAAACUCUGCCCACAGCCAGAGCCCUCAACAACUUGAAGAAGAAGUUCAUCAAGUCCAUAGUCUUCCAACCUCCUCACCUCAACCUCAAACAGAUGAUGCUGAUAACCAAUUCUGGCAGCUCUACUAUGACUGGAGAGCUUGGAAGGUUGGAAAUUCAGCAGAGCAGUUGUUGGGAUGGGAUCAACAAUUGAAGAAUAAAAAGAUCAUCAAGAAGUGCUUGAGACUGCCAGUCAACCACAGCUAUGAACAAAUCUUGGAUGAUGACUGGGUAUGGCAAAUGAACUAUGAAGACUUGCAUCUGGAACACUUGGCCACCACACCAGUUGCAGAAUUUGAAGUGGAUGAUGAAGAUCCUUCAAUCUACAAGCCGAUCUUCUCAAAAGCCACAGAAGAUCAGAUGAUUCUCACUUCUGAAGCACAGGCUGAUUUGGAAGCAACAGCUGAGGAUUUCCCAAUCUUUCCGGAAACCUCACCUUCCUUUGUAACGGUUCUGCCUGAAGCUGAUCAAGAGAAUGCAGCCUCUACUCCACAAGAACAGAACCAAGAAGCAUCAGAAGAAGAAAUUCAGCAACCUCUCAAAUCUCAAUUCCUUGAGAUUCGCACAACUCCUAGCCAAGAGGAGCAAGCUGUAGAAAUCCAAAGGAAUUCUACAGAAGCUGAAAAGGAAGUUCAAAUGGCAGCAUUGGAGGCCCCUGAAACUCCAGUAGCUGUUUUUGAAGAGCAGAAUGAAGUACCGGAAAACUGGACAAAGAAGGUCCAAGGGUUGAUUGAAUCAGCCCUAGCAUCUCAGCAUGCCUCCUUUAGGCAAGAGAUAGAGCAGAUGGAAGCCAGACACAACAAGCUGAUUGAGAAAUCUCAAGAGAGACACAGUUCAGAUCUCAAGGAGAUAAGCAAGUCAGUGCACAAGACUCUAGAGAUCAUCUCUCUAUUGAGUAACUCUGUGAGCGACACAAUGAAGACAUAUGCAUCUGACAGUUAUCUUCAACUCAAAGAAGUCAAUAAAAUCAGAGAGCAAAUAGCAAAUGUCUCAGUUAGUCUACAGAAGCAGAUGUCCCUUCUCCAAAUGAACAUCAGAUUAGCCGUGGCAGUGUCUUCAGCAAAUCAGGUAGUAACCAAAGACUACUUGAAGGUUAUUAUUGACAAUCAGAAGGAAGCAUUCAGACUGCUCAGACACUUUAGCACAAGCUCUGGCAACCGCAAGAUGGAAGUGAUUCUUCAACAACACAGUCCAUCCUUGAUUCUAGAGCUCCCUAUUGCAGUCAAGGAAGGAGAAGUCUCUUAUAUUCCUUCGCAUCUAAACAUGACUGACCUGAUCCUCGAAGCUCAGAGAAAUAAUCCAUAGAACUCAGCACAGCAUCUAUCUA
Messenger RNA from Cuscuta campestris, 2280 nucleotides. NCBI's taxonomy places the organism in Eukaryota, Viridiplantae, Streptophyta, Magnoliopsida, Solanales, Convolvulaceae. The record is from the annotation of a GenBank genome assembly.